GCCAAAUCGGACAGUUGAUAUCCAAAGCCUUCCGCCACACAGUGCAAGCAGCCAGACCAAUUGGAGGCUUGCCGGACUUAUAUAUCCAUCAGAGAUGCUCCUACGAGUUGCAGAGCGGCGCAUUGGCGUCCCGCGCCUAUCCAUUAAUCGUCGCAGCAUGCUCCCUCCCCGGCGCAAUCUGAUCCCCGCGCCACAGUCGAACUCGGGCCCUCUGAUGGAGCGACGCGCCGACCGAGAAUUACCUUCGGUCGGUAAUGAGCGGAAAUGGAUGCGAACAUUGCCUAUCUUCGCUGUUGUCGUGGGGGCGGCCAUGCUGGGUAUAUUCAACUACCAGAAAUCCUCCUCCAGCGUGGUUAACAGCACGCUGUAUGCGCUUCGGACUUCCCCGCAGGCUCGGGAGAUCUUGGGUGAUGAGAUCUACUUCGCUCAGAAGAUUCCGUGGAUCAGUGGUGAGAUGAAUCAGCUCCAUGGACGUAUCGACAUCUCGUUCUGGGUCAAGGGAACUAAGGCUCAGGGUAAAAUGAGGUUCCGCAGUAUCAGACCGGACCGGACCAGCUUUUUCCGCACGGAAAUCUGGAGCUUGGAAACUGAGGAUGGAACGAUUGUCCAGUUACUUGACAAUGAUAGCGACCCAUUUAGUCAAAGCAGCUGAUCGAUUUCGACUACCGGGCCCCCGUUUGUCCGUGCUGUAUACUUGCUUGUUACAUGGUGUUUGGAGAUCUGUACAUGUAAAUACUUCAUUCAUGUGCAUUGGGCUAAGGCGUUCGGGCUUCGGAAAGCGUCUCUCACUCUCCUACUUUUCGUCCCUCCCCAUCUCUUCUAGCACUCCUGUUCCUCGUAUUCGAGCGGGUGCGUCUUCUGAGAGUGCCAACGAAGUGGAAUAUUCUAUAGACAAUCGACACUUUGGGGAAAGGGAUAUCAUUUAUGUAUCGCAUACAGACGCCGCUCUUAAAAACAAUACAGUGUAAUAGU
Aspergillus ibericus CBS 121593 is the source of this 972-nucleotide messenger RNA. Its product is annotated as cytochrome c oxidase assembly factor 1 family protein. The record is from RefSeq and is a predicted model, not a curated record. The transcript has 2 exons. Lineage: Eukaryota; Fungi; Ascomycota; Eurotiomycetes; Eurotiales; Aspergillaceae. The coding region runs from base 95 to 652 and encodes 185 amino acids. Gene Ontology annotation, biological process: mitochondrial respiratory chain complex IV assembly. Gene Ontology annotation, cellular component: mitochondrial inner membrane.